UAAGUUAGGUACCAUGUAGGUAUUUGGAGAACACUGCUGCGCCAGUGCAAUAAACGGCCUCGCUCUGAACGCACGUAGUUUCAUUUAUAACACGUGGCGACGAUCGGUUUAAUUACAUACCUACUCACGCAAUAAAAGUUGAAGUUGUAAUAAAUAUUCAUAAUGAACAGUGCUAUCGGGAAUUUACCUUGUUACGAAGUAGGAAGUGAUUGGCGAGUUUUUAAGGAAAGAUUAAAAAUUUGGUUAGAUGUGAAUACCGUCAAACAAGAAAGCAAGGAAUUUUCGAAGAGCGAAUGGCACCGGGCUGUGUUACUCAGCGCACUCAACGAAACGGCGUAUAAGUUGGUACGCGAAUUAAUUGCUCCGAAAACAGUGACGGAGUUGUCGUAUGACGAGAUUAUAACUGCAAUAGACAAGCACCUUUUGCCAAAAAAAUCUCUGUUUGCGGAGCGGCACCAUUUUCACAGUGCGACACAGAGGGUUGGCGAGGAAUAUGCACAUUGGGCCGCACGAGUUCGUCGCUUGUCUACGGAUUGCGAGUUUGGUUCAGUUGUCGAUGAAAUGUUGCGGGAUCGCUUUAUACUGGGUAUGCAACCUGGUGCGGAACGCAAUAAAUUGUUCUUAGAAGAACCGAAAGCGUUGACGCUGAAUAAAGCACUCGACAUAGCUGUGUCGGUACACAGCGCGAGACAAGCGGCGAGGCAGUCAGAGUCGGCGCCGGCGGCGUCGGCGGUGGGUACAGCGCAGGCGCAGCUCGCACUUGCGGACGUGUAUAGGGUUGCUGCAAGUUCGUCUAACGGUGUACAGUGUGAAGUAUGCGGGUAUAAAAAUCACAGUGCCGAAAAGUGCAGAUUUAAAGGCUACAAGUGUAAAAAUUGCGGGCUUAAGGGCCAUUUAAAGCGCAUGUGUAAAAGCGAUAAGCGCGUAAAUAUGUUACAAGUUCAAUCUUCUGACGGAAGUAACGAUGAUGACGUGUUUGCAAACUAAGUAUUACAAAGGGAAUAGAAAUGUAAAUCUAGAUAUAAGUGACAGUGUGUUAGUAAAACUUAAUAAUCAUAACAGAUGGUAUAAAGGAAUUAUAAAGAGCAAGAUUGGAAACAGUUUAUUCGAAAUUUUUAUACCAGAACUUAACCAAAAAAUAAAAAAGCAUAAGAAUCAGAUAUACAAGUUAAAAGUGACUUCAGAGACCGCAGACGCCAAGGCCAAGUCAUGCGGUGAAGAAUUACAAUGGGAGUUAUUGCAAUCACCUUCGGAAGCACCUAGAACGACCAAUUCAGAGGCAAUGCGAGAAGAAAUGUCUAGUGGGGAAGGAUCGGUAUUAGACAGAGUCUCGGGAAGAGAGUGUGGCACGACAUCAGAGGGAGCAGACACAGCCGAGCCUCCAGCACCGGGGCCCGCCGAGCUUCCGGGACUCGCAGCAGGCACAGGGUGGCGUUCAAGAUUAAGAGAUAUUCCGCGGUUUGAUUAUAGCCCUUAUUUUUAGUUUUUAAGGAUUUAAGGUGGAGGGAUGUUGGGUAAGUUAGGUACCAUGUAGGUAUUUGGAGAACACUGCUGCGCCAGUGCAAUAAACGGCCUCGCUCUG
Molecule: messenger RNA, 1582 nt
Organism: Pectinophora gossypiella (pink bollworm)
Lineage: Eukaryota; Metazoa; Arthropoda; Insecta; Lepidoptera; Gelechiidae
Exons: 2
Coding region: 163-987 (274 amino acids)
Molecular function (GO): zinc ion binding; nucleic acid binding
Source: RefSeq, a predicted model, not a curated record